ACUGAUUAAAAUUCGAGACAGUGAUGUGAGUCAUAAGUUCAACUAGUCACUCUGCUGAAAGUGCUGAGACCAACAGUUUAAAUCCACCAUUUUAAGCACUUGUAACUUCCAACGUUCAUCUUCGACUAAAAGUGAUAAACAAAAAAUUUGUUGAACAUGAAGUUUUUGCUAUCAAUCUACCCUGCAUCAGUGUUGUGUUUAUUGUUCGUUUGUAGCACUGCGGAUGAUGAUAAGAAUGGUUUACAAAGAGUACAAAGCAAAAUUUGCGAAUGCAUAAAUUACGAUUGUGGCUGCUGUGCACAGUUAUAUGUUAGAGACAUUAUCGACGGGAGAUUGUGCGCUAACUUUUCGUAUUUAUCCGAAGAAAUCGGCGCUUCUGCAACCGUGACUUACAACAAUUUAGUCAUUAUCAAUGAAACUAUUUCCGCCAGAAAUCCACCGAGGCUCUGUAUACUCCACAUAGAUGAAAUAAAAAUGCACAUUUGCUUGCGCUUGUACAACAUGAACUAUACCAACGGUUUGUCAGGUUGUGCAGAAUUUGAUAUCGAAUUUUUCCAUAUUAUACCUCUAAAAAAAAUCAAUCUUGGAUGCUUUGGCCACCACUCAAGGUAUAUUUGGAAUUCUAUUUUGAAUACAUUUUACAUCAAAGAUAAGUCAGAGCAGCAUAACAAACAACCAAAUGUUGUAUUAAUAUAAGAAGCUAUUACUUUUCAU
Copidosoma floridanum is the source of this 714-nucleotide messenger RNA. RefSeq lists its product as uncharacterized. The record is from RefSeq and is a predicted model, not a curated record. Lineage: Eukaryota; Metazoa; Arthropoda; Insecta; Hymenoptera; Encyrtidae.